GGCCGAUUGCGCAACAUUUUCUUCGUGCAGUCGAUAUCACCGGUCAGCUGCAAUGCAGGGGUCAGUGGAAUCUGCUCGACUGUAGACAGAAUUCAAGCAGUCACAAUCUUGUGAACUAUAAAAGAAAGAAAGAGGCAUACGCAACUAAUACAGAAUAUACCAGCAUCAUGAAUAAGCUGAGGGUUGCUGUGAUUGGUGGAGGAGCAGCUGGGCUUUGUGCCGCAAGAUACAUGGGAGCGAGACCAGACAGAUUUGAACCGGUUGUCUUUGAGAAAGCCGAUCGCGUUGGAGGCACUUGGGUUUAUACAGAGGAGACUGGGAGGGACAGACAUGGUCUGCCCAUCCAUUCAAGCAUGUAUUCAUCACUCAAAACCAACCUUCCCAAAGAAGUGAUGGCUUUUCCAGACUUCCCCUUUGACAGUUCUCUUCCAUCUUUUAUCAAGCAUACAGAGAUGCUUAGAUAUCUGGAACAGUAUGCCGACCAUUUCAAUCUCCUCAAGCAUAUACAGUUCAACACCAUAGUUGAAUCUGUGAGACCUGUGAAACCAUCAGGUGAUACUCAAUCUGUCACGUGGGAAGUCAAAGUUCGCGAUGUGGAGAAUCAGGAAUCUGGUGCGUCCGUCACCUCUCACUAUGAUGCUGUCAUGGUUUGCAAUGGGCAUUAUGCACUUCCGAAGAUUCCAGAUAUGGAUGGGCUGGAUACCUUCUCCGGUCAAAUCCUUCACAGUCACAACUACCGUCAUCCAGAAACCUUCAAGGAUCAGUCAAUCUUGAUUGUGGGUGCUGGUGCCUCGGGGAUAGACAUAGCACUAGACUUGUCACCCCAUGCGAAGCAGGUAGUCAUCAGUCACUGGAAACCAAGAUUCAAGACGCCACUCCCAAGUAACGUUAAAGAGGUUCAAGCUAUCAAAUCGGUCGGCAAGACUGAAGUUGAGUUCCUGGAUGGCUGCAAGGAUACUUUUGACAGCAUCAUGUUCUGUUCUGGCUAUGACUAUGACUUUAGUUUCUUGCAUCCAGACUGCUUAGUAGAUAUUACCGAUGGAAGAAUUACUCCGCUCUACAAACAUGUCAUCCACCAAAUCUUCCCCAGCCUCUGUUUCAUUGGUACCACCAUCCGCAUUUGUCCAUACCCCCACUUCCAUGCUCAAACAUUGUUUUACCUAGCAGCAUUAGACGGCUCUAUGAAACUUCCAACACAGAAAGACAUGCAAGAAGAUGAAGCAAGGGACUACCAAAAGAAAUUGGAUGAAGGGCUCCCUCAUCGCUAUGCACACUAUAUGGGAGAAGGGCAGUGGGGAUAUACCUCUGACAUUCUAAGCUUAGCAGGGGCCGAACAACACAAGCCGGUGGUCAAGAAGUUAUACGAGCAGGUAGCUGUGUACAGAAGGACAGAUGUACCGAACUACAAGAAUAUGAAUUUCAAUGUAGUGGAUGAUGAAAACUUUGUGCAAUUGCAGUCUUUUGAGCAGUGAAAGACUGAAGAUUAUACUCUUGUCUAUUAAAGGGGUCCUUAAAACCUUCAAUUCUGUAUAAUCAUUGAAGCAAUGAUAAACAAAUCUCUCUGAUCUAGCAGACCUAGGUACUGCAGGUUAAUAAAAAGAAAUUGAUAGUCAAAUUUCAAAGCAAUGGUCAAAUGACAAUUUCAGUUUUUUUAAUAAUUUUUUUUUAUUUUUAAAAUAUCCAUUUGUUAAUUUUUAACAAAUUUUGAAAUGAUUUGCUUUAAAUUUACUACACAGUGUAAGCUGAUGAAACAAUUUAUAUGAUUAUAGUAUACGAUUCAUGCGAUUUCUCAGUUUCUCAGCCAUUAGGAUGCUCCCUAUUAUCUCUAAAGCAGGCCUUCUCAACUGGCGGCAUGCGCGCCACUCGUGGCGCUUGCGGUCAGUCAGAGUGGCGCGCGGCUGUUCC
Molecule: messenger RNA, 1905 nt
Organism: Strongylocentrotus purpuratus (purple sea urchin)
Lineage: Eukaryota; Metazoa; Echinodermata; Echinoidea; Camarodonta; Strongylocentrotidae
Product: flavin-containing monooxygenase FMO GS-OX-like 4
Exons: 5
Coding region: 168-1472 (434 amino acids)
Molecular function (GO): NADP binding; N,N-dimethylaniline monooxygenase activity; flavin adenine dinucleotide binding
Source: RefSeq, a predicted model, not a curated record